CACUGGCGCGCGGCCAGUUGAACGACGGAUGUACACGUACAGUUAAUGCUGUCAGUGUCACUACAGUCAGACAGUUAAGAUGUCGAAAACUUUCACGGUAUCUGACGUUACAGACAUUGACCUGUCAUCAAUUUUAAACAAAUUAGGACACAGAUUAGAGGAGAUCAGAGUAAGGGCACUGCACAAUAUCCUGAGCAAAAUUGAGCAUGGAAUAAUAUGUGAAGCAGACCUUCUACAACAGCAGCAGUUAUAUAUACAGCUGUUAGAAUGGUUUAAUUAUGACAAGUGCUCACACCAGCUGGAAGUUCUGCAACUCAUCCGACAACUGACAAAGCACGAUUCAGCUGUAAAGCAGUUUCUACAGAUUGGUGCAGUUGACUUCCUUUCCAAGCUUCGGGCCAAUUGUGAGGAUGGCUUACAUCCCGUCAUAGAUGACAUCCAAGAAAGUCUCCUAAGCUUACGGAGUCAUGAACAACUAAUGCACAGAAGGGAAUGUAUCUUCCAACACCAUUCCGUACUCAAGAAAGAAAAUGCAAGUAACACCCUGGAGGACAGGCAGCUUAGCUGUGGUGUUAUGAGGAAGGCAGUUGAUAAUCAAGGCUACUUUCCUCAGACAUCCCCCAGUGUAAGCAAGGGUGUACAUACAAAUGACCGUAUCGCUUCAGUAAAUUCAGGUGUUGGAUGUGUGAAAGGAUUGAAGUUUUCAACAUUUCCUUGGUUGUCCCUUACACCAACAGACAGACAUGUGCUGAUCUCCACCAACAGUUCUUUGUGCAGUCCGAGACCCAGCAUUGUACUCACCUCAUGUGAAUUUGUCAGCGGUGUUGUGCUGCAAGACUUUCCAGCUGAAAUAUUUUUACAGAGGCCCAACAUCACCAAGAGUCUGUUAUCUUUGCUUGGUCUGAAGCCACUCAGCAUUGGUGAUAACUCCAUAGCCCUCAGUGCAAUCAAGUGCUUAAGGGAAUUAUCCACUCUGCUGCUUUCACGUCACAAAUUUUAUCAUGAUCCUGCCUUAUAUUGCCCCAAACAAGAUUUUGGAUCUCAAACAGCAUCCACCGCAUCCUCUGGAAUGGGAAGAGCAUCCUGUUCAACUAGCCAAUCAACGCUGAGCACAGGCUCAAGACCUUCAGUGAUUGGUCGAAAUGAACCUCGUGUAAGAGGAGAUGGAAGAGAUGGUGACACAUCAAGCUCUGUACACUCAAGUCCUGUAGUUGCCGACAUCACUGCAUCUGUCUCAGACACAGAUAGUGAGGAUGCCAUCGUCCUUCAGUUCUCUCAGCUUACCUUGCCUCAGUUUGCAACAGAUGUCUUGUUUCAUGUGACUCCACUUCUUAAAACAGGCACCACUGAAGUGGUUGUUGCUAGUGUGUAUCUUUUGAAUGAGGCUAUGAAGCUGGUAAGAGUUGCCAUGACAACAGAUAUCUGGGAUGAUGGCAGUGCAGCAGGUAGAGCAUUGACUGACAAGUUGUCAGAUAGCUUUGAAGUCCUCGGUGAGGUUCUUCACUAUCAUUAUCAUCAUUGCCACGGUGAUCAUGAUGGUGAACAAUCCAUCCCUGUUGGACACGUAUCCAAGGAAACGUUUGUUCACCAUCGGCUCUCCAUGAUUGCUAUCAUUACUCUGGUGAAGACAGUGAUUCAAGACCUUGUUCCAUUUGAAAAGGCCAAAGAUAUCCUACCAGAGAACCUUUCCUCAUCUUUGUACCUUGCUGUUAUGGAUGAAGGUCUGAUGUUCUGCACUCCCCAUGUUCGUGUGUGUCUGUUACCCAUAAUACAAAGGUCCUUACCUGCUAAGCAUAGGUUGUACCAAGAAGCUGCCAACAUCUGUAGCUCUAUGAACAGUGCUUCCCUGUUCCUUCAAGAGCUGGAUGACAAGUGUACAAAUGCUGAGAGAUUGCUUAACUUAGCAGAAGCAAGCCUAAGCAGUCUACAUUGUCACAGGGUGCUGUCACUCGUGGAUAAGUUUGUUCAACUUUGCUCAGACAUCUGCAGUUCAUCAAAUGAGAAGAAUGUGAAAUAUUCUCGAAAAAUCUUAUUGAAGUUCCUCGCACAUCCUGAGAUGUUGUCAAUGUGGAGGAAGUCAUCAGAGGCAGAAGGAGGGCUGCUGAAUGUAUCCAUUUUCUACUUGAUUCAAACAUUCUAUAUGAGAUAUGCUGUUUUGGACUUUCUGAUGAUCAAGAGAAACAGUUUGAGCGUGCCAGUCCCCAGUGGGGCUCAGGAAUAUACUGUGCCACUCCACUGCACAGCCAUUGGCUCGUCUACACUCCCCUACUGGCCUUCUGGAGUGUAG
Messenger RNA from Acanthaster planci (crown-of-thorns starfish), 2287 nucleotides. It is a transcript of the gene rttn, whose product is annotated as rotatin. The record is from RefSeq and is a predicted model, not a curated record. Gene Ontology annotation, cellular component: centriole; centrosome; ciliary basal body. NCBI's taxonomy places the organism in Eukaryota, Metazoa, Echinodermata, Asteroidea, Valvatida, Acanthasteridae. Gene Ontology annotation, biological process: centriole replication; centriole-centriole cohesion; ciliary basal body organization.